AUGGACAUGCUUUCUCUGCUAAUGGAUCAUUUCCGAGAAUAUGACAAGUGGCCCUGGCAACGAUUCAGUUCGCUUGAGAGGCAGCUGGGUGAUCACCCGUCGUUCGUUCUUGCCGAGGUACUCUUCAUAUCCCUUUCGUGCUUUGCUUUUCUUCAUGCGGCAUGCGAAUCAAAUCCCAAAGAAGGGCGCCGUUUGAUGCUGAUAUGGUUUGCCACCUUCAUCGUGGGCACAGUCAAUGACUACAUAUUCAUGCUGUUACCGGUGGUGGACAACUUCUGGCAGGCCCAAGGAUUAGUGAUGCUCACUCCACGCAUGCCGCUUUACAUCCCGUGUGUCUACAAUGCUUUUAUGUAUUGGCCAACAGUCUCUGCGGCCAGAGUCUUUUACCACGCCCGCCAGUCUGCAUUGGCAGAGGCAGGCCUGGCAGGCUUGCUGGCCGUGAUAUUCUACGCGCCCUAUGACAUGUGCGGUGCGAGGUUUUUGUGGUGGUCAUGGCAUGAGACAGAUCCGGGUGUUGCACUGCGCUGGUUGGGCGUUCCUGGUGGAAGCACAGCAUGGACGAUCACCUUCACGUUCUGCUUUUCGCUUCUUUUGCGACUGGGGUCUGACUGCGGCUGGAGUCAGACAAAAACCCUGGCACUUGCAUGCUGGUCCACUCCUCUCAUGCUGGUCGUGCUGAACCUUUGCACCGUGAUUGGCUUGGACAGGAUUGGCAUGCCUGGACCACAGACCGUCCUCGCUGCUGCAGUGUGCUGCAUCGCACUUGUCGUAGCAGCACCCAAACUCAAGGCUUGGCCCGAAAGGAAGGCGAAUCCUUUGAAUGGCCCAGAGCAUUGGUCUGUGCGAACUGCUAUGUGCACGUAUUUCAUGACGCUGAUCCUUGUCGGCCUUCUUUUCUCUCCAGAGAAGCAGGUUUCGACAGGUGUCCAUCAGCAAUUCGGUCCCUGUGACGCAACAGACGUUGAUCUUAUGGGCUACGAAAGAAAGCGAUACAUUUGCAGAGACCGCUUUCCAAGCGCGUAUUUCCAUUUCAACUGUACUGCAAGCUUGGAGGCUUCUGGCAGAUGGGCGCGUGUUGCACCUGAGGAGGGUAUGAGAGAUGGCGUGAGCUCCUGGUACACCAUCUGCGGCCAGCCACAUGCCGACUUCCGCAGCUGGCUAGGCGGCUUGCUGCUGCUUUGCGCUGCAGGAACGCUCUUGUUCGUCUUGGCGAUGUCUAGCAAGGUCUCCCCCGAUGAGGUUCCCGCACUGUCAACAUCGGAAAGCCAAAUGACGCAGGAGGCAGCAGCUGAAAAGCUACGACAGAGGUCGCGGACAUCUACUCCUCGCAAAGGCAAAUGA
Molecule: messenger RNA, 1341 nt
Organism: Effrenium voratum
Lineage: Eukaryota; Dinophyceae; Suessiales; Symbiodiniaceae
Source: the annotation of a GenBank genome assembly